GGUUAGUCAUUCCAUCGGGGCUAUAUAAGUGGUCGGCUCCUGCAAAAUUCUUGCUUUCUCGCAGAAGUUCAUAAUGGCCUUUGCUGGAAAAUAUCAGCUGGAGUCUCAGGAGAACUUUGAGCCUUUCAUGAAGGCUAUUGGUCUACCUGAUGAACUGAUUCAGAAGGGCAAAGACAUCAAGAGCGUCUCUGAAAUUGAGCAGAAUGGAGAUCACUUCAAGGUGACCGUUACCACUGGUACAAAGGUCAUGGUGAACACCUUCACGAUUGGGCAGGAAUGUGAGCUGGAGACCCUGACUGGAGAGAAAGUCAAGACUGUUGUGCACUUGAAUGGAAACAAGCUGACCGUUUCAUUGAAAAGCAUUGAGUCUGUCACUGAGGUGUCUGGAGAUUCCAUUUGCAAUACCAUGACUUUGGGCCCCAUCGUAUACAAGAGAGUCAGCAAGCGCAUCUCAUAAUUGUGUUUUUGAGGAAAAUAAAAAGAAGAAAAUCAGUGUGAGCAUUGUCAUUACUUACUGCUUGCACUUCCUAAGCUCUGAAUUUGCAUUGUUUGUGUUGCUGCCCUAAAGAUACUCUGACCCUGUUGAGUGAUUUGUGUUUUUGAGGAAAAUAAAAAGAAGAAAAUCAGUGUGAGCAUUGUCAUUACUUACUGCUUGCACUUCCUAAGCUCUGAAUUUGCAUUGUUUGUGUUGCUGCCCUAAAGAUACUCUGACCCUGUUGAGUGAUUUGUGUUUUUGAGGAAAAUAAAAAGAAGAAAAUCA
Molecule: messenger RNA, 760 nt
Organism: Clupea harengus (Atlantic herring)
Lineage: Eukaryota; Metazoa; Chordata; Actinopteri; Clupeiformes; Clupeidae
Gene: fabp1a
Product: fatty acid binding protein 1a, liver
Molecular function (GO): lipid binding
Source: RefSeq, a predicted model, not a curated record